AUCUGGUCUGUUCCGUCUCAGAGAUAACCAGCAGCUCCCAGUUUUUUAUGUCUGCCUGUGUCAUGCUCUGUUAAGCACUUUACAUGUAUGACCACGUUUAGCCUUCAGAACCUUCUUUAUAGGAGAGGACACAGACUCGUGGUAGUACCUCCCCUGAGGUCACGCCACUUAGCGUCCUGGGACUGGUACAGAUCUUGUGCCCACGCCUUCACCACUUCUCCUUUCUCACUGCCCGGAUAGAAGAGGCCUGAGCCUGCAGGUGAAGGGCUCGGCCAAGGCAGCUUCCAGAACACAGUGCUUCCUGCUGGGCCGUAGAUCCGUGGGGUAGCGCACCUGCCAGGGGGUAGGGAAACGGACGCUCUGGUGGCUGCAUUCAGCACACGGGACUCGAGUGGGCAUCUGAGACUUGCAUUCUUCCUCAGGCCCAUUCUGUGUGCAAGGUAGAGUUUAGCGUUCCUUCCAGUGCCGUCCGGUCUGAUGGUCUAAGUGAUGGAAAUGAACGCGGAGCACGGAUCGGGCUACCGGCAGGAGUUCAGGGGCAAGGGAGAUGCCAUGCACGUGGAAGUAGGGCCGUGGGCCAAACCACAGAACAGAAAAUUGGAACAGAAUUAUAUAAAUCAAGGUCAGAAAUUUCCUGUUCAACCCACAGGGUGGAGUUUUCUCCAUUCCUGUCCAUCCGACUGAAUAUAAACCCUGAUUUGAUGUCAGCAGCUAGAGGAGCAGCUGUUAGGACUCUCGUUUCAGCUCUCAGCAUUCAUCAUGAAUGUCAAGGUGGCCCUCCUGUUCCUGGCACUGUCCCUCAUCACCAUCUUUGCCCUGACCUAUGUAUUGCUGACCGGCCACGGGGGCUCCAGCCAGCCUCCCCACUGCCCCUCUGUAUCCCACAGUGCCCAGCACUGGACACACACUGGCCAGAGCCAGCUGUUUGCAGACCUGAGCCCAGAGGAGUUGACGGCUGUGGCGAGCUUUCUGACCCAGCAGCUGGGGCCAGGCCUGGUGGAUGCAGCCCAGGCCCGCCCCUCGGACAACUGCAUCUUCUCAGUGGAGCUGCAACUGCCCCCCAAGGCUGCGGCCCUGGCCCACCUGGACAGGGGGAGCCCCCCACCUGCCCGGGAGGCCCUGGCCAUCAUCAUUUUUGGCGGACAACCCCAGCCCAACGUGAGUGAGCUGGUGGUGGGACCACUGCCCCACCCUUCCUACCUUCGGGAUGUGACUGUGGAGCGUCACGGGGGCCCCCUGCCGUAUCACCAGCGCCCCGUACUGACAACUGAGUAUGCUCAGAUGUGGAAGCAUUUGAAAGAGGUGGAACUACCCAAGGCACCAGUCUUCCUUGCUUCAGUCUUCAACUACAAUGGCUCCACUCUGGCACCUAUACAGGCCACUCCUAGGGGCUUGCGCACAGGGGACCGUACUACCUGGAUUGCCCUCCACCAUAACAUCUCAGGUGUUGGGAUGUUCCUUCACCCAGUGGGGCUGGAGCUACUGCUGGACCACAGGGCCCUGGAUCCUGCCCACUGGGCUGUCCAGCGGGUCUUCUACCUUGGGCGCUACUAUGCAGACUUGGGCCAGUUGGAACGGGAGUUUAAGGCUGGCCGACUGGAAGUGGUUAGAGUUCCUCUACCCCUGCCAAAUGGGGCUUCAUCCCUAAGGCCCCGUGUCCCCCCAGGUCCUCUUCCCCCUCUUCAGUUCUCACCCCAGGGCUCCCAGUACAGUGUACGAGGGAACCUGGUGGCGUCCUCCCUCUGGACAUUUACCUUUGGCCAUGGGGUGUUCAGUGGCAUGAGGAUUUUCGAUGUUCGGUUCAAGGGCGAGCGAGUGGCCUAUGAAGUCAGUGUCCAGGAGUGUCUGUCUGUCUAUGGUGCUGAUUCACCCAAGACAAUGAUGACCCGAUACUUGGAUAGCAGCUAUGGACUCGGCAGUCACAGCCGGGGCUUGGUGCGGGGUGUGGACUGCCCCUAUCAAUCUGCAAUGGUGGACGUCCACGUGUUAGUGGGCAAAGGGGCAGUCCAGCUGCUCCCAGGGGCUGUGUGUGUGUUUGAGGAGGCCCAAGGACUACCCCUUCGAAGGCAUCACAAUCACCUCCAGAGUCAUUUCUACGGUGGUCUGGCCAGCUCAGCCCUCGUAGUCAGGUCUGUGUCGACCGUCGGCAACUAUGACUACAUUUGGGACUUUGCGUUGUACCCAAAUGGGGCGCUCGAAGGGCGGGUCCACGCCACGGGCUUUGUCAACACAGCUUUCCUGAGUGGCGGGGAGGAAAGCCUCCUCUUCGGCAACCGCGUGGGGGAACAGGUGCUGGGCACGGUGCACACCCACGCCUUCCACUUCAAGCUGGACCUGGAUGUAGCAGGGCUGAAAAACUGGGUGGUGGCUGAAGACGUGGCGUUUAAACCCGUGGCAGCUCCCUGGAGUCCAGAGCACCAAUUGCAGCGCCCACAGCUGACCCGGCAGGUCCUGGAACGGGAGGACCUGACAGCUUUUUCCCUGGGCAACCCCCUUCCUCGCUAUCUUUACCUGGCCAGCAACCAGACUAACGCUUGGGGUCACCAGCGCGGGUACCGAAUACAGAUCCACAGCCCCCUUGGCGUACACAUCCCCCUGGAGAGUGACAUGGAGAGGGCGCUCAGCUGGGGGAGAUACCAGCUCGCGGUGACCCGGAGGAAAGAGGAGGAGUCACAGAGCAGCAGCAUCUAUUACCAGAAUGACAUCUGGACACCCACUGUUGUCUUUGCUGACUUCAUCGAUAAUGAGACGCUCUUAGGAGAGGACCUGGUGGCCUGGGUUACAGCCAGCUUCCUGCACAUCCCCCAUGCUGAGGACAUCCCCAACACUGUCACUGUGGGGAACAAAGUUGGCUUCUUGCUCCGACCCUAUAACUUCUUCGAUGAGGACCCCUCCAUCUUCUCCCCCGGCAGCGUCUACUUUGAGAAGGGCCAGGAUGCCGGGCUCUGCAGUGUCAACCCUGCGGCCUGCACCCCCCACCUGGCAGCCUGUGUCCCGGACUUGCCCCCUUUCUCUUACCAAGACUUUUAACCCCGGGGGUGCGGUGGGGCAUGGUGGGGG
Messenger RNA from Artibeus jamaicensis (Jamaican fruit-eating bat), 3060 nucleotides. It is a transcript of the gene AOC2, whose product is annotated as amine oxidase copper containing 2. The transcript has 4 exons. The record is from RefSeq and is a predicted model, not a curated record. Gene Ontology annotation, molecular function: primary methylamine oxidase activity; copper ion binding; quinone binding. The coding region runs from base 760 to 3030 and encodes 756 amino acids. NCBI's taxonomy places the organism in Eukaryota, Metazoa, Chordata, Mammalia, Chiroptera, Phyllostomidae. Gene Ontology annotation, cellular component: plasma membrane. Gene Ontology annotation, biological process: amine metabolic process.